AUGGCAUUUGCUUGUGACGUACGUCUUGUCCUCCAGGCGUCUGUGAUGUUCAGCGAUGUGUCCAUCGCCUUCUCUCAGGAGGAGUGGCGGUGCCUGGACGUAGAGCAGAGGCGACUCUACAGAGACGUCAUGCUGGAGAACUACCGGAAUGUCGCCUCACUAGGGUGCUUUGUUUCUAAACCAGACGUGAUUUCCUUGCUGGAGCAAGGGAAGGAGCCUUGGAGGGCUGCAAGGAGGCGGCAAAACCCAGCUCUGCAAACUAAGGACGAGGCCAAUCGGUUGUUCUCAGAAAAUGGCCCUUACGAGGUGGAUGUGUGCCGGUGGCAGGUUAUGGGAAGGAUUGGGAACAGUGGCCUGAGGGGCCUCGUCGUCGUCCAGAACGAAUGGGGCGCCGAACGGAACCGUGAGCGCCGGGAGGGCUCCCCGCAGGGCUACCUCAGUCAGGUGGAGCCCCCCUCCCGCGAGGAGCGCCCCCCCUCCGCUGCCCCGCGCCGGAGAGCCCUGCUGGCGGGAAAGGCCCACGAGUGCGGCGACUGCGGCAAGGCGUUUAGAGUGCGCCAGCAGCUCACCUUUCACCGCCGGAUCCACACGGGCGAGAAGCCCUACGCGUGUCACGAGUGUGGCGUGGCCUUUAGGCAGACCGCGCACCUCACCAGGCACCAGAAACUUCACUCCGCCCAGAGGCCGCGGGAGUGCAAGGACUGCGGGAAGGCUUUCCCGUACGGCCCGGACCUCAGGGCGCACCAGAAAGCGCACGGCGGGGAGAAGCCCUACGCGUGCAAGGAGUGCGGGAAGGCCUUCAGGGUGCGGGGGCAGCUCACGCUCCACCAGAGGAUCCACACGGGCGAGAAGCCCUACGCGUGCCAGGAGUGCGGGAAGGCCUUCCGGCAGCACGCACACCUCACCCGCCACCAGAAGCUCAGCGCGGCCGGCGCACGGCUGUACGCGUGCCAGGAGUGCGGGCAAGCCUUUCUGUGCGCCCCCGGCCUCAGGGCGCACCACAAGCUCCACACCGGCGAGAAGCCCCACGCGUGCCGGGACUGCGGGAAGGCCUUUCGGGUGCGGCAGCAGCUCACGCUCCACCAGAGGACCCACACCGGGGAGAAGCCGUACGAGUGCCACGACUGCGGCAAGACCUUCAGCCGGGGUUACCACCUCAUCCUCCAUCACCGCAUCCACACGGGCGAGAAGCCGUACGAGUGCAAGGAGUGCUGGAAGGCCUUCAGCCGCUACUCCCAGCUCAUCUCCCACCAGAGCGUGCACGUGGGCGUCAAGCCCUACGCGUGCGAGGAGUGCGGCAAGGCCUUCCGGCUGCUCUCGCAGCUCACGCAGCACCAGAGCAUCCACGCCGGCGAGAAGCCCUACGCGUGCGAGGAGUGUGGAAAAGCCUUCCGGCUGCGGCAGAAGCUCACCCUGCACCACAGCAUCCACACGGGCGAGAAGCCCUACGCGUGCGAGGAGUGCGGGAAGGUCUUCCGGCUGAACUCUUCUCUCACCCAGCAUCUGAGGAUCCACUCUGGGGAGAAGCCCUACGAGUGUAAGGAAUGUAAAAAGGCCUUCAGGCAGCACUCCCACCUCACCCACCAUCUGAAGGUUCACAGUGCCAAAAGUGUAACACAGGCCUAGCGGGACGUUCCCGCACUGUU
This is a messenger RNA of Acomys russatus (golden spiny mouse), 1646 nucleotides long. Its product is annotated as zinc finger protein 82-like. Gene Ontology annotation, molecular function: RNA polymerase II transcription regulatory region sequence-specific DNA binding; DNA-binding transcription factor activity, RNA polymerase II-specific. Bases 1 to 1626 code for a protein of 541 amino acids. NCBI's taxonomy places the organism in Eukaryota, Metazoa, Chordata, Mammalia, Rodentia, Muridae. The record is from RefSeq and is a predicted model, not a curated record. The transcript is spliced from 4 exons. Gene Ontology annotation, biological process: regulation of transcription by RNA polymerase II. Gene Ontology annotation, cellular component: nucleus.